Messenger RNA from Cooperia oncophora, 531 nucleotides. The record is from the annotation of a GenBank genome assembly. NCBI's taxonomy places the organism in Eukaryota, Metazoa, Nematoda, Chromadorea, Rhabditida, Trichostrongylidae.
CAGUGUUUUAGCGAUAUCAAAGCGAUUCAAGGACUCGGAGUGGCAGCUCGAUUUGGUCAGAUUUGUUUAAUAUGCUAUGAUAUAUCCAUUUAUACACACUUGGUUAUUUCAGUGAACAGAUUUGUAUCUGUUUACAUGCCGACAAGAUACAAUAUGAUAUUCACUGAUCGUUUUACGACUGUACUGAUUUCGGGUAUUGUACUGCUGUCUUUUUGCUUCUCCUUCGUUUUAGUUUUCUUGUCCUGCCAAAUGGGAUUCUCCAUACAGCGAUGGAUGUUAGACUAUGCUACACCACCGUGUGAUUUGAAUAACGUUUAUUAUGCGGAAUUCCUUCGCGGUCUGAUAGUGAUAUCACUUUUCGCCAUCAUCAACUGUUGCACUUUUAUUAGAAUGAACUUUUAUAAUAAGAAAAAGGCAAGUGAUUGUUUUAUUUAUUUAUUUAUUCAUAUGUUUGUUGUUGUUUGGUGCGCGCAUGCCUGCAAAGUGAAUGUGCGAGCUGCUACUGUAAUCGUUGAGUUUCACCAACCCUAA